Messenger RNA from Brenthis ino (lesser marbled fritillary), 669 nucleotides. The record is from the annotation of a GenBank genome assembly. Lineage: Eukaryota; Metazoa; Arthropoda; Insecta; Lepidoptera; Nymphalidae.
AUGACAGAAACUCAAAUGGAGCAAGCCAAAAAUGAAUACAUGGAAAAUUUAAAAAAACUUACGUCUGAUCGAGAUUCCAUAGAGAGGUCCACUACUUUACAAAGGGAUAGUAGCGAGUGGCUAGAGAUAAGGCAGAAGCUUAUAACAGCCUCUAACUUUGGCUCCAUAUGUAAGCGGAAGUUGUCAUCCAAUACAGCUCCUUUGGUUAAAAAUAUACUGUAUAAAAAUAAUUUGGCUCAUGUUGCAUCAAUAGUCCAUGGAGUAGAAAACGAACAUCAGGCGCUGCUGCAAUUACAGCGACAAGAGAACGUUAAUAUUUUGCCCUGUGGAUUAUUUAUUGACAAAUCUCACUGUUAUAUUGGGGUCACGCCUGACGGGUUGAUUGGGACUGAUACGAUUGUCGAAAUUAAGUGUCCAAUGACAGCAUCAAAACAAGGGUUGGUGAAAGCUAUAGAAGAAAAUAAAAUUCAAAUAAUAAAAUAUAAUAAAAAAACGAUGACCAAAACCAUUAAAAAAAUAGUAAUUGGUUCUACCAAAUCCAAGGACAACUUCAUAUCACAGGACGGCGUGUGUGUCUCCUUGGGAUCUGGGCAGGAGAGAAUGAGCCUAUACAUACACAGCGCAUUGAAAAAGAUGACGAAUUCUGGCAAAAAAAUAUGGAGCCAAAGC